AUGGAAGGUGUUGAUGUUGCCAAAUACCCAGAAAUUAUUUGUAACAUUUUUUUUCCUCAUUGUUCUUUUUUAACUCUCUUUCAGAAUUCCCCACUCUACCAAUAUCUGCAGGAUUUGGGACACACAGAUUUUGAAGUAUGUUCAUCUGUGUCGCAGAAGGCAGAGCAAUGUGCAGCAGCGGAAAGUCAAAGAGAACGGACUGUGCAUGCUACCCAGAAACAAGGCAUCCUGUCAAAACUAGCUGAGUUCUUUAGAAGUUGGUUUCCUUUUCCACAGUAUAAGAAAAAUGAUGACAUACUUCACCGACUGGAUGUUGGAUUUCGAUUUGACACGCUCCGUACCAUCCUGCAACAGGAAGUUCUGCUGCAGGAGGAUGUGGAACUGAUUGAGUUCCUUGACCCCAGUAUCCUGUCCGCAGGGCAGUGUAAGCAACAGGAAAACGGACAGCUUCCAACGCUACGCUCCCUAGCAACUCCUAACAUUUGGGAUGUCUCACUGUUUCUUGCCGUUGUAAGUGCACUGCUUAUGCUUCCUUCGUGGUGGAAGGAAUCAUCGUGGCUGCUGUGGGGACUAGUUCUGCUUGUCUACACAGUCUUUCGAGUGUGGGGCACAUGGAGGACAGCCAAGCUACAAAUGUCCCUGCGAAAAUACUGUAUCCAGCUGGAAGAAACAGUGGCAAAUAGCCGAGCUUUUACUAAUCUCGUGAGGAAAGCUCUACGACUCAUUCAAGAGACUGAAGUAAUUUCCAGAGGAUUUACCCUUUUGCUUGACAGGGUCAGUGCCGCUUGCCCAUUUAAUAAAGCUGGACAGCAUCCUAGUCAGCAUCUUAUUGGUCUCAGGAAAGCCGUUUAUCGAUCUGUUAGAGCCAACUUUCGAGCUUCAAGACUGGCUACUCUAUACAUGCUGAAAAAAUAUCCUUUUU
Molecule: messenger RNA, 922 nt
Organism: Antrostomus carolinensis (chuck-will's-widow)
Lineage: Eukaryota; Metazoa; Chordata; Aves; Caprimulgiformes; Caprimulgidae
Product: vezatin-like
Exons: 6
Biological process (GO): cell-cell adhesion
Cellular component (GO): plasma membrane
Molecular function (GO): myosin binding
Source: RefSeq, a predicted model, not a curated record